Brachypodium distachyon (stiff brome) is the source of this 1938-nucleotide messenger RNA. RefSeq lists its product as uncharacterized. NCBI's taxonomy places the organism in Eukaryota, Viridiplantae, Streptophyta, Magnoliopsida, Poales, Poaceae. Gene Ontology annotation, molecular function: protein binding. Bases 148 to 1428 code for a protein of 426 amino acids. The transcript has a single exon. The record is from RefSeq and is a predicted model, not a curated record.
GCGGAUCGCGUAUCCCCAAAUCGCAUCCAAACCCUAGCUUCCUCCUCCGGCCUCGGCGACCGUAACCCGCCGCCGCUUGCGCACCCCCAAAUCUCAUCCAUCAAAACCCUAGCCUCCUCCUCCGGCCUCGGCGACCGUAGCAUAGCAAUGAAGCGCGGGAGGAACAAGUAUGAGAAGCUUGAUGGAGGAGGAACCGUCUCCACCCCUCUCGUCGUCAGCGAUCCGCAUCUGGGAGACCUCGCUCAGAUCGGGGUUAGCGGCAGCGAGAUCUCAAGUCGCUCGGUAUACUUUGCGGUAUGCCAUCGGGACUGGUCUGCUUGUCAAAUUAGCUCCCCUCUGUACAAGGUGGACCUCGCCCUCUCCAACUCCGACUCCGAGGACUCUGAGGGCUCGCGAGAGCCUCCAGGCCGGGUAAAACUGCGUCGAAUAGCUACCCUGGAAACCGAUAUCGGCGGCAAGACCUUUAUAUCCAUGGAGUCAGCUGGCUGGAUCAUCGGUAUCGGCGGUAGUAAUCCCGGCGGCACCAUCAUCUUCGACACCAAGGAUAACAAAGUGAUCCGCGGGCCAAAACUGAUCGCCAACAAGUGGUGCCCAGUUGUGGCCGCUGUCGGUUACAAAAUUUAUGCCCUCUCUAGGCUUCCCGAUUUCGUUGAAGAGCCCGAUUUCGUGCCCUGGUUCGAGGUCCUUGAUCUCUCCAAAGCUACUAUCACAGAAACAGAGGAGGGGCUCACCCUGGAUGCGUGCUCCUGGGAGGCACUACCUUAUCCACUCUGCUUUCCUUGUAAGCUCACUCCAAAGGCCUACAGACGUCCACCCUUCAUAACCGUCAGUUCCUCUGUGGUGGUCGAGCCCUACAUAUUGAUAUCGCUCAAUCAGCCAACCAACUGUGUCUAUGCAUUUGACACCAACACAGGAAAGUGGCACAAGAUUGAUGAUGAGUACCUGCCUUUUGUUGGGCAUGCCACUCAGCUGGGGCAUGGCAGCAGCAUCUUCCUUGCCUCAUCUCGGGAGAAUGGGCCUAUCAAUGCGUACGACAUCCAUGUCUCAGUUAGCAGCCCGGAAAACAUCUCUAGCGUUGCUGACAAGGGUGGUGCUCUUAAGUUAUCCAUCACUGUGUUCUCAAUAAGAAAUAAGCAUGGUGAAGACGUUUCUGCAAAGAAAAGCAUUAUCACGUCCCUAGGCAAGAAACACUUCUGUGAGUUGCUUUCAUUUGAGGGCUGUGGACGCUACUUGGUUUACGAUAAAGAAACCAAAGAAUCCUAUCCAGGGAAAUUGUACGUACAGUUGUGUACCUAUCAAAAAGAGAGCCAUGCACUCCAUGGGGAGACCUCAGAGAUUGUAGUCUCCUGUCAACAGGAGCUGACCUCCAGAAUUCGCAGUUCCUGUGGCUUCUCUUCAGCACCCAUUGUCUUCGCUUUGUCCAUAUAAGCCCAUCAACAGUAAUAUUUGGUUUGCAUAGUUUCUACACUUCAUGCAAAUCUUACCUUGUACUAGAUUAUUUUCACCUUGCUACAUUUUUAUACCUUGGCAUUAACUUUGAAAAUAGGUUACAAGCACUGUUCUUCCCUCUCGCCCAUACAUUGUGCUUAAAAAAAUGACGCUUACAAAUUUGUUUUUUAUCCUUCUGUCAAUACAUCUUAGGCUAGAACCUUAUUGUGAUGAGUAUAUAUUUAAAUGUGUGUUACCGUUAAUCGAUACGCCUGAUGGUUGAUUCAGGUAUCGUGUCCAAUUAAGCACUGGCUGUGUCCGGUGGGGAUGUGCUACCCGCUGGUGGAAUGUGCUUAGCCCGUGUUCUCUUUGUUUCAUGGGACAGCAAGCACUUUAUAUUAUCCUAAUGCAAAACAUGUACUUCGUAUCUGAUGGAAUUCAGAGUUUAAUGAUCGUUUAAGUUAUUGUAUCUGAUGAAAUUGGAAGGUUAAGGAUGGAACUUUUUUGGUU